AUGACUGAAAAUGAGGUUGGAGGAGAAGCUGCCCUCCACCUUGAGAAGAUGUUUAACUUGUCCCAAGUUAAAGAUAAUUGCCACAGGAGUAACGGCCCCAGCGUCGUUCUCCACCUCAAGGACCCUGAACGCCAGGAGCAGCAGGAACCACUAUGUGCUGCUCCUGAGGAGAGCACAGUGCCUCUCUCUGGGGUCCACAGCAGCAGGUUGAAGAAGCGGAUGAGUCAGCACCAGGGCCACCUCUUUGACCUAAACUGUAAAGUUUGUACAGGUCGCUCCAGCUGCCCAGUUGGGGUAUUCACCUCGGUCACUAUAUCAGGCCGUGACCCCAGGACUGCUUUGAGCAGGACCUGUACUGUCGCAGCUGCAAGCCACCUGGACAGUGUCCACACAGUCGAGGCCAGACCAGACCCACUAAAGCCUGCUUUGUCCUCUGUGAUGCUGCCCAAGUCCAUACUUGUUAAGCCAUUCUCGUCUUCUGACCCGAAACAUGUGUCAGUUCCUUCAUCACCAAGUGUCAGCAUCUCCCAAUCACAGGGCCCCGGAACAGGAGCCCGGACCCUGACUGUGCCUCACCUCAGCAGCAUCUGGAAAGGCCUUAUUAACAUGCAGGGUGUAGGCAAAUUUGUCACUAAGGCGUAUCCUGCCUCUGGGAGUUCUGCGUGUGUCCUCGAGGUCUUGCCGGAUACCAUUCACAUUGGCGGGAGAAUUGCCCCUAAGACGGUGUGGGAUUAUGUUGGCAAGCUCCAGUCUUCCGUGUCUAAGGAGCUCUGUCUGAUCCAGUUUCGGCCUGCAGCGCAGGAGGAAGAAGGCGUCUACGUGUCUGUCUACUCCUACUUCCGCAGCUGUGACCGCUUUGGCGUCGUAGCUAACACCAACCAGUGGGUCAAGGACCUCUACCUGAUCCCUCUGAGUGCUGAGGACCCUGUGCCACCCACCCUCUUGUCCUUUGCCGGCCCAGGCCUUGAGUCACCACGUCCAGAUUUGCUCCUUGGGUUAGUCAUUUGUGAAAAACUGAAUCACCUUCCUGAGCUGGGGGAGCUCAACAGAGCAUGGGAGAAGCAGGCUCCCCUGGACUCACCAGGUCGCCCCAGCCUCCCUGUAGCCCCAUGGUCUGUGAGGAAGUACCCCAGGAGCCAGCCCUGCUCUGCUGCUGCAGGCACCCCACCACCUCCGUCUCCACCACCUCUGCUUCCACCCCCUGAGGUCCCUGUGUUGAAGACACUGUCAUCCCUUCCAGCAGGGGCUACCUUCAGGGUCCCCACUCCUGUCUCAUCAGCACCAGUGCCUGGGGCAGUGUCACCUGUGCCUCGGAGGGUGUCAGAGCCAGCCUCACCACUGCAGUUCAUCCUUCAGACUCUCUUUAAGGGGAGCUCCUUCCCGGCCCCCUGCAGUGACCUGGCUCCAACCCCCUGGCAGGAUUGCUAUGCUAAAGGCUGGGGCAGGCCAUCAGGAGCCCUGCUCCUUGACCCCAUUGUCCUGCAGUUUGGUCACCUGACAAGCAAUGGCUUCCAGGAGGAGGAAGAGGAGGAGGAGGAGGACAGGCCCUAUGACCCAGAGGAAGGGUACAACAUGGAGCGAGCCUCUGACAUUCUACUUGCUGAGAGAGGGGAGGAGCACAGUGUGAAAAAGCCUGGCUCUAGGGAGAGGGCAGAGGUGGCCUAUGACCCAGAGGAUGAGACCUUUCUGGAAGCAGCCAGAGUGACCAUGGUUGAUCUGCCCAACGUGAUGUGUGUAGGCCUGGGAAGUAGCUCCCAGGAGAGGCCUGGUGACCUCACCGAGCAUAGGCCUCCUCCAGCUCAGCAAGGACAUCAGGAAAUUGGGGAGUUGAAGUCAUUACUGGCCAGAAGGCAGCGGUUCCCCCAGGAGCCGCAGGUUCUGGACCAGAGUCAAGAAGCCUUGGGCAACAACCACCCCUUGUUCUCAAGGCACAGCCGAGACUCCCAGCAGGCCAGACCCCUAGGUGAGAGCAGUGGGUAUGGAGCCCUUGUCGGGGCCCCACAGUGCUAG
Messenger RNA from Octodon degus (degu), 2010 nucleotides. RefSeq names its product death-inducer obliterator 1-like. NCBI's taxonomy places the organism in Eukaryota, Metazoa, Chordata, Mammalia, Rodentia, Octodontidae. The record is from RefSeq and is a predicted model, not a curated record. Gene Ontology annotation, biological process: DNA-templated transcription. The transcript has 7 exons. Bases 1 to 2010 code for a protein of 669 amino acids. Gene Ontology annotation, cellular component: nucleus.